This is a messenger RNA of Eutrema salsugineum, 1765 nucleotides long. Its product is annotated as F-box protein SKIP22. Lineage: Eukaryota; Viridiplantae; Streptophyta; Magnoliopsida; Brassicales; Brassicaceae. The transcript has a single exon. The coding region runs from base 12 to 1520 and encodes 502 amino acids. The record is from RefSeq and is a predicted model, not a curated record. Gene Ontology annotation, molecular function: protein binding.
GUUGCCGGAAUAUGAAGCUACGGUUGAGACGCCACGAGACCAGAGAAACCCUAAAACUUGAAUUGGCCGAUACGGCCACUCUCCAUGAUCUCCGACGACGGAUCAUUUCAUCGGCGCCUUCCUCCGUUCAUCUAUCGCUUAAUCGCAAGGACGAGCUCCUCGCGCCUUCGCCGGAGGAUACGCUCCGAUCGCUCGGUGUAACAUCCGGUGACCUUGUUUACUACUCUCUCGAUCGCUCCGCUUUUGUUACAUCGGUUGAGGAGAUCGGAUUAGCGUCGUCGGCAGAGGCAGAUCAAGUCCUAGCUCCAAGUGGCGAAUCAUCGGACGGGAAAUUGGGAGAUUCCGCUACAUCCCGAGGUCCACAAUCGGAGAGGAGUCACGAUUCGAUGGGUAUUGAAUUCGCAGAGGUCGAUGUAGAUAUGAAUAUCCACAAUCAAGCGAGAACCGAUCCGAAUUCAGUCGUUGAAGAUCCAGCCGAAGGAUCCAUUGGUGAAAAUCCGGGCAUGGAGGGUCCAGAACCGAUGGAUGUAGAGCAGCUUGACGUGGAGCUCGCUGCCGCUGGGAGCAUAAGGUUAAGCGAACCAUUCUUUUUGAAAAAGAUACUGCUUGAGAAAUCUGGUGAUACCAGUGAGUUAACUACAUUGGCUUUGUCAGUUCAUGCUGUUAUGUUAGAAUCUGGAUUUGUGCUGUUGGAUCAUGGCUCUGAUAAGUUUAGCUUUUCAAAGGAGCUACUUUCGGUGUCCCUAAGGUAUACUCUGCCUGAGCUAAUUACCAGUAAAGAAAGCAAUACAAUCGAGUUUGUUACUGUGAGGUUUCAGAGCUUAGGCUAUAUGGUUGUAGUUUACGGGAAUCUAAGUGGGUAUAAAGGGCAAAAGGUUAAUCUUGAGAAGCGUAGGUUUGUGCCUGUGAUUGAUUUGGUUAUGGAUACUUUGAAGUCGAGCAAGGAAGGCUCUUCGAGCAUCUACCGCGAGAUGUUCAUGUUCUGGAGAAUGGUGAAAGAUGGUCUUGUUAUCCCGUUGUUGAUUGGUCUUUGCGAUAAAGCUGGACUGGAACUUCCACCGUGUUUGAUGCGUCUACCAACAGAGCUGAAGCUGAAGAUACUAGAGUCGCUUCCUGGCGCGAGUGUCGCAAAGAUGGCUUGCGUUUGUACAGAAAUGCGGUAUCUUGCAUCAGACAAUGACUUGUGGAAACAGAAGUGCGUGGAAGAAGCUGAGCAUCUUGUUGUCGUGCAUGGAUCCGGUGUUAACGUUAACUGGCAGGCAAAGUUCGCUGCUUAUUGGAGGCAACACCAUCGACGAUUGCGCACAGCUAGACGAACCUUACGAAACUAUGUCACGGAUAGAAACAAUCGCAUUCCUUUUCCUCGGAUCCUUAGAGACCCUGACCCUUUCGGAAUGUUUAAUGGGGAUCACUUGCAUGGAUCUAUCGGUUUCCACUCGAGACAACCAGCACGGGGGCUUGGCCGACGAGGAUGGGGACGGGGUUUUAGUCCUGGAUGCAAUCUUGGUGGAAGCAACUAGCAAACUUGAUGAGUGAUCUGAUGGAAACGGUGUAUCUUUUGGAGGUAGGAGAAGUAGGUGUAUAUGUCUUUCGAUAUCAGCAUAAUAAAUCUCUUGGAUACUUUAUAAGUUGUAUCCUUAAAUAAGUUUUUUUUUUUGGUUUUGUAUGUAUUUCUCUUGUUCUUGCCAUGCUUAUGCUAUUUGGUUGCGCUUUUAUGAGUUUUUUCUGUAAAGUUUUUGACCAACUUAUAAUAAUAUCACAUUCC